Molecule: messenger RNA, 2533 nt
Organism: Cladocopium goreaui
Lineage: Eukaryota; Dinophyceae; Suessiales; Symbiodiniaceae
Source: the annotation of a GenBank genome assembly
UGGCGCCGGCAUAGCCAUCUGGCUCCCAGACAGACUGUCAAACAGGUUCUGGAGAUUUCUGGAGAUUUCUGGAGCAUGUGUUAUACAUGUUAUAAUGAAGGCACAUAGAUUCAGUCCUCGGCCACAUGCAGAGGACCCUGCCAAUGCUUUGAAAGGAUUGCCACAGUUGCUUCUUCACAGGGUGCAUAUGUGUCGCAACACAAUUCAGCCAAUUUCUGUGGUAUGGCGGCAUACCACUCCAUCGAGGCAUUACAAGAGGGUGGCGGAAUGCAUAAGUGCAGCUGAGAAUUCAGUGACCGAGGCGCGGAUGUCUGCAAGUGCUGCUCCAACUUCCAGAGUUCCGUUGCCGACGAUCACUAUAGAGCCUCCGAAACUUGUAAUUACCGUCUCUGAUCCAGACUCAGGCAGAAGAGUAUCGCACAAGAUCUCCCUGGCCUUUUGUGAUGCUGUCCCGUGCAUGCUCACAGGAACGAAUAUUGUGGGCCUCGAGCCAGACUGCAAUCCUGGUGAAGAAUCGGGCAAGAUGGGAGUAUUGCUAGCGAAAGCUCCGACGAAGAGCAAAGAUCUUCGUGCCACCAUGACGUCGGGCAAUGGUGCAGAGGACAAAUACGCAGUAGCGUCGCAACUCUGGUUGGUUUAUGCUGACGAAUGCAGUCCGCGACAGCUGCAAGACAUCCUGCUCACCAUGAGCCUCCAGGGUGCGAUUUUGCACAACAUCUCGCCUCGGUGGGAGAUUAUGGAAAGUCCCCUUCGACAGGGCUUCUACGGCCUUCUGGUGUCGGGGAAAGCUGUGAAAGCCGCGGAUCAGGAACCUGCCCAGCAAAUCACAAUGAAGAUCCCUGGCAAGGUGCGAGUUGUGGAUCUCUACAACGAGGUCAAGACAUCUUUGGUGGUCAAAGGCCACGAAAAUGUUGUUGAUUUUAGGGGCAUCUUCUACAUGGAUGCAAUGGAGUGCAAGCAUGUUGCUGAACUUCUUAGUCCUUCAAUGGCAUGCAACAUAGCGACAUACCACUCAGAGAUUGCGCUUGUUUUUAGUAGCAUUGAGGGAAUGUCGCUGCAGUCAUGGGCGCACAGUGAGCAUGGGCUUUCCGAAGCUUGCUCACUUCAUGCGCUGAAGGGCAUUGGAGAAGCUCUACGUUAUAUCCAUUCGCUCCAGGUGGUCCAUUCUAAUGUGAACCCUGAGAGCAUUUUCAUCAAGACUGACGGCGAGUCAGUGCUUGCGGAUUUCGGCUACGCGGUUCACAUGGAUGGGGGUAUGCCAGUGGGCCUUGGGCAGCCAGUGCCUGUGCAGUUUUCAGCGCCAGAACAGGUGUCGGAUUCUUGCUGCUAUGGUGUUGCUGCUGACAUAUUUGCUCUAGGAGGUUGUUUGUAUUACGCCUUGAGCGACUUGCAGCCCUUCAAAGGGAAAUGUAGAGAGGAUAUCGUUUACAGUAUUGUGCACCGAUCUCCAGAUCUCGGACGACCUGAGUUCAAAUAUGUCAGCGCCAAGACAAGGGACUUUAUUCGAAUGUUGAUGUACAAAGAACCAACACUGCGACCAACAGCUGAAGAAGCCUGCCAGGUGCUUCGAAACCCUGAGCAUUCUUUCUUCUCUGAUGCCGUGAGCGAGCUCAUGGAUGUGCGGCAACCACCAAUUACAGGUGUUGGCACAUUGCUUCAGCGGAUUGGUCGAUGCUUACGGAAAAGAGCCACUGCAGUCCGCAGGAACUGUGCCGACCUUGCGAGGAGAUCGCGGAUUUCUCGCCGCAGCUCAAAGUCAGUGGUGCCUUUUGACGACUUGACAUUGGUGGUUCCGGAUGAUCCUGGCCAAAAGAAGGCACCGAGAGCAACAUCAACAACAAAAUGCCUCUUGGUUAAAGAAGACAGUGACAAGGCAGCCACUGAACUUCGGUAUGUACUUUUGAAUACCUUUGACCUCCUGCUGUCAGUGCAAGACGUUCGAACAUGUUUGCCCUGUUUAAGUUGGCCACAAUUAUUGACUCAGGAUGACUCAGGAAUCAUCGCUUUGCUUUGGCUUUGGUUUUCAACUGCAUGGCAUCCCUACUGGAGAAGUGAGGGUGAGCGCCAGCGAGCCGUGUUUGGGAAGCAGGCUUUCUGACAUUAUCGGUGUGAGGUUGAGCGCAAGGCUCCCUCAGAUUUGCGUCGGGACUAUUUUGUGCCUUACAACUCUUGUUGAGGAGGGCCUUGGCAUCCAAGAUGCCAGGUAGGAGUUGCCUACAAAAUUUCAAUGCAUUUACAUUUCAGUAGAUCCUAGAUGAUCUUCCUGCGACAGAGAACUUAACUCACGCAUCCUUUUGAUCACUUCAACUCUUCUUGCUGUCCGGCACAGGAAGUUCUGGGUACCAGGAAGUUUUUGCCUACCUUUCUUGCUGCAAUGUUUGUUCUUCCAGAUGGGAGAGAGUUGACUUGCAGCAACUGAGUUUUCUUUUCCACUUUCUCGGCAAAGCCGAGAGAGCACUUAUAGGGCAAGGAUCGAGACAUCAAACUCGUUUCUCAAAAUGGAGGAUGAGAAUAUGUUACUUGUGAAGUGCAG